Messenger RNA from Theobroma umbraticum, 766 nucleotides. RefSeq lists its product as uncharacterized. Lineage: Eukaryota; Viridiplantae; Streptophyta; Magnoliopsida; Malvales; Malvaceae. The record is from RefSeq and is a predicted model, not a curated record.
AAGGUUUCAAAAGAGUCCCUAUGAAAUAAAUACAAGUUGAGAAAGCUACAUUGCCCUUGCCCACCAGCUUUCUUUUCUCACUAUUCAUGAAGAAAUCAUGUCGUUUUAUUUAUUCACACCAUAUAUAAACCCUAUAAAACUCUCCCAAAAACAGGUAUGCAAGGCCUUAGGCGUGAAGCAUUUGCAGCUUUCAAUCUAAAACAGAGGGUGUGGGCUUUGUUUUAGAGCUUGGGAAUGGAGCAAAAGAAGACCAGCUGCUGCUACGAUAACAGUAGCAGCAACAACAACGUAGCUAUAAGAGAUGAGGCUGGAUACAAAGGUGUUCCGAUUCAUAGCCAAGUCAUGAAGAUAAAGCAAGAGUUUGAGAAGAUCAAGCAUCCGUCGCUGCAGCAGGCAGAUAUGAGACGAGUGCUCCGUGAGAUCACCCGGCAACGGUCCCGCUCCCCUCUGGGAUUAGCUGAAAGACCCAUAUCAGUUGGGAAUUUAUAGAAACCACCAUGUUACAUCAUACAUGGUAAAUCCUCUGUAGAAGAGAAGAAGGAGAAAUGGUUGCUCUCUUGGCGGCAGGUUUUUAGGAACAGAAACGACCUUGUUUCAGAGGCUUUUGUCCAGCCAGUUUCUGGAUCUUUGUUCUUUCUGUUGUAGAUAUCCUUCUAUAUGUUUAUGGAGAGAACCUUUUCUCCUUCUUCUCUGUCCUUUCCCUGUUCAUAAUAAUUUUUGUCUCUAUUAAUAUCUUAUAGGACUCCAUCUUGUAUGGAUUAAACCA